CGGCCAGCUGGGGUUUAUUCUGGCUGUCCAGCAAACCAACUUGUUGGUUCAUCAGGGUUAAUCCCUCGUGCGUUUUUGUUUUAACGUCGCAGUGUCACUUCCUCAGCGCUCACUCCCUCUUCCCAGCUAUGCCUACAAACACCGUAGCGUAAUUGUUGCCCGCGACGUUUCAAGUCUGACUUGACACCAGCGAUAUCCGUACAACACCGGAUGUUCUGAUACCUUCGUUCCGAGGCGGAAAAAAUUCGCCAGCUGAUAUGACGAGAUAGGCCUGGCGAAUGAGCAUUUUGGCGAGAGACUGAAUCGCAUUGGCAAGACAGCCCUUACCUCACUGCCAUGAUGCGGAUAGACGCAACCACCUUCGAAUGCUUGCGACGCUCGCCCCAGCGCAACGCGUCGAUUCGGACGGAUCGAACAGAAUCGGAUCCUUGGAGGCACACACACAACGGAGAGAAGUGUAUACGUACGCAGACAUAGAGCGAAAAGCUCAGCACGCUGGCAUUCAUCAGAGCGCUUUUUACGCGCAUGAACGACUUUGCUAGUGCACAUUCGGAGCUACUGCGUUUUCGACGUUUUUCUGUGCUUGAUUGCUGCCACCUUUAACGGAGGUCAACACAGUGGCAUCAGCUCUAAAAGCGGAAACAGUGACAGUAAUAUUAUAUAUUCAAACUAAGUGAGCCGGUACUAAAGUUAGUUGAAUGAGCAGAGAACAAACCAUUGAAAAACUGCAACAUCAGCUGGCAAGUUUGAGUACUUAGUUCGAUUCGAUACAGACUGAAGAGCGGUAGAUAUGAAACGACUGUUUGUAAUUUGUCCAUUCUUUUACCGGCCGGAAGAGGAAUAAUUGCCUUGGAAACCUCGAUCCCACGCUAAAGUUCACCGAGAUCUAUCGCUACUGCUACAGUGUCAAACCAUAAAUCGAAAUUUUGUCUCUACAUCGGCUUAUGUAUUCUCAGCAUAAAACUGUAACUGUACCCAAUAUCGGCGUUCUAAUUGGAUUUUCGAAGAUUUGGCAAAGUGAGUCCUUUGUGGGCAUCGUUGUGUAAGGUGGUGACGAGAACAAUUGGGUCAGAAACUACCAAUCGGCGCAACAGGGCCGUAGAUGAAGACGGCACUUGCAUUAACAGAGGUACCUGCAUUGGCUAUUCUGGCUCUUCUGCAGGAAGCUCAGACCUUGAUGGGCGCGACCCUAUGACUGGUCAUCCUGAGGAGACAUCUGACGAACUUCUCGCUGAACAAACUGAUUCCGCUGUCGAAACGAGUGGCGUCAACGUUGGUCAACCAACGAGCGUAACAACACUGAUCAGCUCUAUCAGAGAGGACGUCAGAUUGAGCGGCGGCACCUUGGGCGCUAACGCCGACAGGAUGAUGUCGUCCGGAAGAGAGGAGAAUGAUCCCGUCGAAGUAGGAAGUCCUGUUAAGGUUGUAAUCGACUCUUACGAUGAGAUGAGCGAAAAAAUUCAUCGGUUAAAUGUUAGUAGUGAGAGCUUCGAAAACGGGGAUAGUGAACGCACCGCAACCUUCACCUUGGACAUCAGCGACGACGAGAACGGUUCGGCGGAGAACUCUCUCACGGCGACGAAUUCAGUUGAUCAGAACUCAACCCUGUCCGUAGACUCGAUGAAAAUGAAAUUUGGUGGAAGCAACUCUAAAAGACAUUUCAGGCAGUCAAUGUCUGGAGUGCACCUGAGCGCCCAGGACGCGGAAUCCAAAGGAAAUGUCCUUAGCGGCAGCGGUCCCGCAGGAGGCAAGGAUUUCAUUCUAGCAUCGCCGGAGCAGUUCGUCACCCGCUUUGGCGGUAACCAUGUGAUAAAUAAUGUACUCAUUGCAAACAAUGGUAUCGCGGCCGUGAAAUGUAUGCGUUCAAUUCGACGAUGGUCUUACGAAAUGUUUACCAACGACCGGGCAAUCCGCUUCGUUGUAAUGGUUACACCGGAGGACCUCGCCGCAAAUUCUGAGUACAUAAAGCUGGCCGACCACUGUGUCCCCGUGCCGGGCGGCUCGAAUAAUAACAACUACGCCAACGUUGAUCUUAUCCUGGACAUCGCCAAGAGUGUCGGCGCUCAGGCAGUGUGGGCCGGAUGGGGUCACGCAUCCGAAAAUCCUCGUCUACCCGAACUGUUGGCGAAAAACGGCAUUGUGUUCAUGGGACCACCGGAAAAAGCUAUGUGGGCACUGGGUGACAAGAUUGCCUCGAGUAUCGUUGCUCAGACAGCAGAUAUUCCCACACUUCCAUGGAGCGGAUCUGAGCUCAAGGCCGAUUGGAAUAAGGAUGAAGGACAUUCAGCGAAGAAACUGCGCAUAAAGCCUGAGCUCUACAAAAAAGGCUGCAUUGGCAACGUGGACGCUGGUCUCGAAGCUGCUCAAAAAAUCGGAUUCCCUAUAAUGAUCAAAGCUUCAGAGGGUGGUGGAGGAAAAGGCAUCCGUAAAUGUGAAUGCGUGGACGACUUUCCAUCCUGCUUUAGACAGGUGCAAAGUGAAGUUCCGGGAUCACCAAUCUUCAUCAUGAAGCUAGCCACCAACGCGAGACACCUUGAGGUACAGCUGCUGGCCGAUAACUAUGGCAAUGCGAUCUCGCUCUUUGGUCGAGAUUGCUCUAUUCAGCGGCGUCACCAGAAGAUCAUUGAAGAGGCGCCUUGUGUUAUUGCGCAGGAUAAAGUGUUUGACCAAAUGGAGAAGGCUGCCGUCCGAUUAGCGAAGAUGGUCGGCUACGUUUCAGCCGGUACUGUUGAAUACUUGUACAAUGAAGAUGGCAAAUUCUAUUUCCUUGAGUUAAAUCCGCGAUUGCAAGUCGAGCAUCCAUGUACAGAAAUGAUCAGUGAUGUGAAUCUGCCAGCGUGUCAGCUACAAAUUGCAAUGGGCAUUCCGUUAUAUCGUUGUAAAGAUAUCCGCUUGCUGUACGGAGAAAAUCCAUAUGGGUCAUCCGUUAUCGACUUUGAUGCGCCCCAGCACAAGCCGCUUCCUUGGGGCCACGUGAUUGCAGCCCGAAUCACUUCCGAAAAUCCAGACGAAGGAUUCAAACCUUCGGCCGGGGGUUUGCAGGAACUCAACUUCCGAAGUAAUAAAAAUGUCUGGGGAUAUUUCUCGGUAGGCGCCUCGGGCGGACUGCACGAAUUCGCUGACUCUCAGUUCGGUCACUGCUUCUCUUGGGGAGAAGAUCGGGAAGAGGCUAGAGAAAACCUGGUGGUAGCCCUUAAGGAGUUAUCGAUUCGGGGCGAUUUUCGCACAACUGUUGAGUACCUCAUCACAUUGUUGGAGACGCAGGCAUUCCGCGAAAACUCCUUCGACACCGGAUGGCUUGAUCAGAUGAUAGCUGAGAGGGUAAAAGCAGAAAAGCCUGAUAUGAUGCUGUCGGUAACCUGUGGAGCCCUGCACGUUGCCUACAAAACCAUCCGCGAGAAUCUUGUUGGCUUCCAAACAGCCCUUGAGAAAGGGCAAAUUUUGCCUAUGUCAACACUCAAUAAUACCUAUCCUGUUGAUCUAGUUUGCGAUCGAGUGAAAUACUCAGUCGACGUAUCGCAGAGUGGGCCUAACACCUAUUUUCUCAUAAUGAAUGGCACUUAUCGAGAGCUGGAGGCCCACCAGUUGUCUGAUGACAGACUGUUGAUCAGUAUUGACGGUUCGUCGUACGCGACUUAUAUGAAAGAGGAGGUUGACCGUUACCGAGUUGUGAUCGGUAACCAGACCUGUGUAUUCGAAAAGGAAAAAGACCCUUCCGUUUUGAGGUCGCCUUCUACAGGUAAGCUCUUGCAGUUCCUGGUCGAAGAUGGUAGCCAUGUUCUUGCCGGCCAGCCCUACGCCGAGAUUGAAGUAAUGAAAAUGGUCAUGACGCUGACUGUCGAAGAAACCGGCGUAGUGUACCUCAUCAAGCGACCCGGCGCAGUGCUGGAGGCUGGGGCGGAGCUCGCUCGCCUUGAGCUCGACGACCCAACUCGUGUAAAUAAGGCUCUUCCUUACCAGCAAGGGUUCCCCGAUCCGAAGGAAGAUCUUGGCCAGAAAUUUGACAAGCUCAAUCAGCAGUUUACGAGUGCCAAAUACGAGCUGGAGAACAUCCUCGACGGCUACGUCAUUCCCGAGCCGUAUUUUUCGCAGCGCGUGCAAAGCUCACUUGAGGUGUUCAUGAGAACUUUACGCGAUCCCCAGUUGCCCCUGAUGGAAUUGAAAGAUAUAAUUUCGAGCAUAUCGGGCCGUAUUCCCCCACAGGUCGAGAAUAAUAUUCGUCAGCUAAUGAAAAUGUAUGACAAAAACAUCACCUCCAUGCUGGCACAGUUCCCGUCACAGCAGAUUGCUUCGGUUAUUGAUGGCUAUGCAGCCACCCUGCAGAAGCGAAGUGACCGGGACGUAUUCUUCCUUACCACGCAAGGAAUCGUGCAACUUGUGCAAAGGUACCGCAACGGUAUUCGAGGCCGUAUGAAGCUGGUGCUCCAGGAGCUACUAGUAAAGUACCUCAGCGUUGAAGCAGACUUCCAGAAUGGCCAGUAUGAUAAAUGUGUCGCCAUGCUACGAGAGAAGCAUAAGGGUUCGACAAAAACUAUUGUAGACAAGAUUUUCUCGCACUAUAACGUUCUUAAAAAGAACCAUCUAAUGAUCAAGCUUAUCGACCAUCUCUGCCUACACGAGCCUGGACUCACCGACGAACUGAGCACGACGCUAAACGAGCUUACGGGUCUGAGUAAACAGGACAACGCACGAGUAGCCUUACGAGCACGUCAGGUGCUUAUCGCUACACACCAGCCCAGCUACGAUCUGCGCCAUAAUCAAAUGGAGACGAUCUUCCUUUCUGCGAUCGAUAUGUACGGACAUGAUUUUUGUCCGGAAAACCUGCAGAAACUAAUAAUGUCCGAGACAUCGAUUUUCGACGUGCUGCAAGACUUCUUCUACCACUCGAACCAUGUGGUGCGUAAAGCCGCCCUGGAGGUGUAUAUUCGGCGCGCGUACAUCUCGUACGACCUCACAUGUUUGCAGCACCUCGAGUUAGCGAGUGGUGUGUGCGCCGCACAAUUUCAGUUCUUGCUGCCUAGCUCUCACCCGAAUCGGCGAGCAAGCCUACCUCAAAUAACGAAACGCUUAUCCAGCCUCGCAGAGCAGGAAGAUAAGACGGUAUGGGAGGACGGGCCCAUGCCUGAUUUCGAUUCGCAGAGAGUUGGAGUUAUGGCAGCAUUCAACAGCUUUGAUCAAUUCGUUAGCGAUUUCUACAACACACUCGACCUGCUUUACUUUACGCCAGUAGCAGAAUUCUCAGGUCGCGAUAGAAGUUCGGGUUCAGUGUCCGAGGCUAAUGUCGAAAAUUCCAACGAACCUUCGGAACCAAUGAAUAUAGUGACAGUGGCCGUCAAACACGAAGGUGAACCAGAGGCCGAACUCAAGGAAAAGUUUUACGGGUUUUGUCAGGCACGAAAAAAUGACCUCAGGGAGCGCAGGAUCCGAAGGAUCACGUUCUUUGUCCUGCAAAACGGAAAAUUCCCACAGUAUUUUACUUUCAGACAUCGAGAUAACUUCCGUGAGGAUGCCAUUUAUCGGCAUCUGGAACCGGCGUUAGCGUUCCAGUUGGAAAUAAACCGUUUACGAAACUACGAUUUGGAAGCUAUUCCCACUGCAGCUCUAAAGAUGCAUUUAUAUUUGGGCAAGGCCAAGGUACCCAAAGGACAGGCUGUUACCGAUUAUCGGUUCUUCAUUAGGGCAAUUAUCCGGCACUCGGACCUGAUUACAAAAGAGGCCUCCUACGAGUAUAUGCAGAAUGAAGGUGAACGGCUUUUACUUGAGGCAAUGGAUGAAUUAGAAGUGGCCUUCACCCAUCCGUUCGCCAAAAAAACGGACUGCAACCACAUUUUCCUCAACUUCUUACCCAAAGUUACCAUGGACCCACUAAAGAUUGCCGAGAAUGUCCGUCUAAUGGUGCUGCGUUAUGGGCCUCGCCUGUGGAAGCUGCGCGUUCUUCAUGCUGAAGUAAAGAUGAGCAUUCGACUUCCAGGCUCAGGAGGCAAAUGCGUGCCCGUGCGCCUAUUUCUUGCCAACGACAGUGGAUAUUUCCUUGAUAUCUACGUGUACAAGGAGGUCAUAGAUCCGCAUAUGGGCAUUAUGCGAUUCGAGUCCUGGCCAGGUACUAAACAAGGUACCUUCCACGGCCUACCAAUAUCUGCCCCGUAUGUAACGAAAGAUUACCUGCAACACAAGCGUUUCCAGGCUCAGUCCAACGGCACAACAUACGUAUAUGACUUCCCCGACAUGUUCAAACAGGCGCUGCAUCGUCUAUGGGAGGAACAUUGUGCUAUGCACCCAGAGAUGGAGGUGCCUAGCAACCCCAUAGAAACCGUUGAGCUGGUCCUUGAUUCGGAAAACAAGCUUGUCGAGAUGAAGCGUCUUGCAGGAGAAAAUGACAUUGGUAUGGUGGCUUGGAAAAUGCGUCUGUUCACCCCCGAGUAUCCUGAUGGGCGGGACGUAAUUAUCAUUUCUAAUGACAUAACAUUUCUUAUGGGAACUUUUGGCCCGCAGGAAGAUAUUCUGUUUUGCAAGGCAUCUGAACGGGCUCGCCAGUUAGGAAUUCCACGCCUGUAUAUUUCAGCUAACUCCGGAGCCAAAAUUGGUCUUGCGGAAGAAAUUAAGCAUCUAUUCAAUGUGGCCUGGUACGAUCCCGCUAUCCCUGACAAAGGCUAUAAGUACCUAUACCUUACGCCAGAGAACUAUAGAAAGGUUGCAGCAUUGAACUCUGUAAACGCCGAACUAAUCGAGGAUGAUAGUGAAUCUCGUUACAAGAUUACGAAUAUCAUCGGCAAGGAGAACGGACUUGGUGUUGAAAAUCUGGCUCAUGCCGGUAUGAUCGCUGGAGAGACAUCGCGAGCUUAUGAAGACAUUGUCACUAUUUCAUUGGUAACUUGCCGAGGUAUCGGAAUCGGUGCAUACCUUGUGCGUCUAGGACAGCGGGUAAUUCAACUCGAAUCGUCGCACAUUAUCCUUACGGGAGCUGGUGCACUGAAUAAGCUACUAGGCCGUGAAGUUUACACAUCGAACAAUCAAUUGGGUGGCAUUCAGAUUAUGCACGAGAAUGGAGUUUCGCAUGUUACGGUACACGACGAUCUUGAGGGUUGUUACACAAUGUUGAAGUGGCUAUCGUAUAUGCCUCGAAUUAAGGGAGGUGACCUGCCAAUCCUCGAGAGUAUGGACCCAUUCGAGCGAGAUGUUGUGUUUACGCCGACGAAGGCCCCGUAUGACCCGCGAUGGCUACUCGCUGGACGCGAGAGUCCCAACUUACCUGGCUUCUGGGAGGACGGAUUCUUUGACAGAGGUAGUUUCUCUGAAAUUAUGGCUAACUGGGCCAAAACGGUGGUGGCUGGUCGAGCGAGACUCGGCGGUAUUCCAGUAGGGGUAGUAGCCGUCGAAACACGCACAGUGGAGCUUGCCUACCCAGCUGAUCCAGCCAAUCUCGAUUCUGAGGCUAAAAUCAUAUCACAGGCCGGUCAAGUCUGGUUCCCCGAUUCAGCGUACAAGACCGCCCAGGCCAUUAACGACUUCAAUCGCGAGGGCCUCCCGUUAUUUGUAUUUGCUAAUUGGCGUGGCUUCUCCGGUGGUAUGAAGGACAUGUACGAUCAGGUCCUAAAAUUCGGCGCCUAUAUUGUCGACGCACUGCGCUGCUAUAAACAACCUGUGAUUGUGUACAUACCGCCGUACGGUGAGCUCCGUGGUGGAGCCUGGGCCGUUGUGGACGCCUCUAUCAACCCUGCCCAAAUGGAGAUGUAUGCAGACCCUGACUCGCGCGGUGGCGUACUGGAGCCUGAGGGUACCGUCGAAAUCCGUUUCCGUAGAAAGGAUCUCAUCAAAUCCAUGCACCGUCUAGACACACGCUGCACUGAGUUACAGCAGAAGAUUGCUGCAGCUAUUAAGGGCAGUUCGGAAGAGGCUGCCUUAGUGAAGGAGCUCCAAGAGCGGGAGAAUCAGUUGUGCCCAAUGUAUCACCAGGUGGCGCUUACGUUCGCGGACCUACACGAUACCCCCGUUCGUAUGAUGGAAAAGAACGUUAUUCGUGAUAUCGUCCCGUGGUCGAAAUCACGUAAUGUGUUUUAUUGGAGACUGCGACGUUUGCUCUUGCAGGACAAAAUGAAGAAAGAAAUUAUGGCGGUGAGGGCUCAGCUGAAGGAAACCGAGCUGGAAUCGACCUUCCGCCGCUGGUUCUUCGAGUCGCAGGGCGCAAUCAACAACUACCUCUGGGACAAUGAUCAGGUUGUGACUAAAUGGCUUGUUGAACAGCUCAGUCCUGAACGAGGCAACUCGCUCGUGUUGGAAAACAUCCGUAGUAUGAAGCGAGACGCUGUCAUGUUAGAGAUGAAAAGUCUUGUGAAGAAGAACCAGGAUGUGCUCAUGGAUGCCGCGGUGUUCGUACUCAUGGACGGCGCCGUAGUCGUGCUUAACCAAAUGAGCGUUCAACAGCGAGCCGAUCUAAUGCUUGCGAUGAAGACCCUUGAAGCCAAAGACGACAAUAAGAUACCCGGCAGUUCGAGCGGAGAAGAUACGCCGACUGAGACCUAAUGUAAUAAUAUUAGUUAGCAAGAUCAAAGCCUUUUUAGUUUUACUCGACAGUUAAAAGAAUGUAGGGUACAUCUCAAUACGAAGGGCGAAUCUUCGUGUAUGGGCGGUGCGCGGGGUGAAACGGGGAUAAGAACUGUAUCGUUGAGUAAGUAGUACAUAACAAAAGAGUGUAUAGGUCAACAGACCCGUGUUAGCACGAGAUGAACAGGAAAUAAGCAGUUAGUAUGGGGUCACGUGUGCCAUUUUUCUGAGAACCGUUCGUGUGAUACGGCCACUGUCCCAUCUCGCACUGUUAAAUCUUUUAAAGCUUGCAUCGGAGAUAGUCAGCAUAAGGCAGCUGUAAGGUGGGAUAUAUACACAUAUCUAGAUGACUUUAUAUUUUCUGGAAUACGAUAAAUAAUCUAUUUAGGCUUUCAACAAUCAACAAAUGAAACAGAGUACUGUUACCAAAUGGGCAAUCUUAUUUAUGUGCCUCUAUAAAUAACAGUUUGGCAAAUAAUAUAUAUAUAUAUGAUGGGCUCAUUUUCGGAACAACUGAGCUUUUGUAGAACGAGAUGAAUCGGGAUAAAAGCGUAGGAAAGAAACAAGAUGCACACACGCAUUCCUCCGACCGAAAAAAGAAUGUACAUUUUUGUUAGUAUCACCCUCUAUAUUAAUUCACGUUUGUCACUGAUUGCAGGUAAAUGCCAGCUUUUCUAUGAAAAAAAAAUGACGCGUGGCAAUUUCUUCUAGUAUUAUUCUAAAUAGAACUAUAUAUUAUCAGUAACUAACAGAUGAACAGAUGCUGUAGAUAGUGAGGUCUAGGGGUUUUUAAAAUUGACGGUAAUGUUUUAAUAAACGUUAUUUUUACAUAGA
Varroa destructor (honeybee mite) is the source of this 9375-nucleotide messenger RNA. RefSeq names its product acetyl-CoA carboxylase (gene ACC). Gene Ontology annotation, cellular component: mitochondrion. Lineage: Eukaryota; Metazoa; Arthropoda; Arachnida; Mesostigmata; Varroidae. The record is from RefSeq and is a predicted model, not a curated record. Gene Ontology annotation, biological process: fatty acid biosynthetic process. Gene Ontology annotation, molecular function: metal ion binding; ATP binding; acetyl-CoA carboxylase activity.